UACUCCAAGCACUAUGAUCCUCUGUUGGACGUGGCAGUCACCUCCUAGGACAACACCUUACUGUCAGUGGCAGUGAUGGCAGAGAAAUACACUGAAGUACAGAAGUCAGGAGUCCAGGCAAGGCCACAACGCUAUUGAGGUAUUCUGAUAGCCAUCGGGUUAGGAAUUGCUGUCCGACAAUGAGGCCUAUGUCCGACUAGGGAGGCAGUGAAGAAAGCAAUCGGGAUGAGUAAGGACACCUCGGCUCGAAAUGGACCCCAACUACUCCCACCCCACUGGUGGCUCCUGCACCUGUGCUGGCUCCUGCAAAUGCAAAGAGUGCAAAUGCACCUCCUGCAAGAAGAGCUGCUGUUCCUGCUGUCCUGCGGGUUGUGCCAACUGUGCCCAGGGCGGCAUCUGCAACGGGGUGUCAGACAAGUGCAGCUGCUGUGCCUGACGCGGGGGAGAGCCUGCUCCCCAUGAGAACAGAGCAGCGUGAAUCAGCCUGUAUUGUAAGAAUAUUUUAGUGCACACCAACCUGUUUUCUACAUUACAGUUUGUAUGAAAUAGUGAAUCAUAAUAAAUGUUGUUGACUAUAAAAAAAAAAAAAGAGUAAGGACAUUGUGAUCUUGCAAUUUUCACCAGCAAAGUCUGUGACAGCAAUGUGUUGGGGUUCUACUUAAAUAAAUGUGAGCAUUUUAAUCAAAAUUAUACUGACCUUGAUCAAUUUUCAUAGGGAAAGGAUAUUUUGAAUAUAGUCUAUUAUGACAUUUUAAUCCCUUUAUCUGUUUAUUCUUCAUUGCCAUUAAAGAUAGUUAAUUUUC
This is a messenger RNA of Manis pentadactyla (Chinese pangolin), 803 nucleotides long. RefSeq names its product metallothionein-1A-like. Gene Ontology annotation, molecular function: metal ion binding. The coding region runs from base 251 to 436 and encodes 61 amino acids. Lineage: Eukaryota; Metazoa; Chordata; Mammalia; Pholidota; Manidae. The transcript is spliced from 2 exons. The record is from RefSeq and is a predicted model, not a curated record.